AUGGCGCCCAAAGAUGGAGGGGGGCCCGCGGCGAAGAAGCCGCGCACGGCGCAGGAGCCUCCUGCGCAGCAGCCGACCGAUGCGCCGCCUGCGCCGUUGCCUUCACCGCCAGGGCCACUGGCCGUCACGGGGCUGCUGGAGAUGGAGUCGCUGAAGGCCCAGACGGACCAUCUUCGUAGUUGGGCCAAGGGGGCGAAGGAUUACGUCGACAAGGCUCUCCUGAAGUUCCUGACAGAUCGACACACGCAAGUUUCCUUCAAAAUUCCGGGCUCCGUCAUGCUCAUCCCUCCCCUGCAAAUUUCUGCUGCAGCCUCUGGCGCGAACUUGUCGGCGUUCCGGGAGGUCAUGAACUACGACAACUUGCAGAUGAGUUUCUCUAAGACGGGGCAAUACGAGGCUGCGGGGACAGUCUGGAUGCUCGACCCGUUCGCCGGCGACACGACCGACUCCGUCAGCAUUAGCCAGCUCGAUGCCGCCAUGGGGAUGUGGUCUGAGGAGAAGCUCUUGCUGUCAUCCGACCACCCGCCGUCGCGGCGCUACUCGUUCGACGUGCCGCUCCCCGCGCGAGUGGUCAACACCAAGGUGGCGCAGCGCAUGGGCGCAGGCGAAUCUUCUGUACUCAUGGCAACGGGCGUGCCCAUGCUGGCGGGGCACGCGCUUGUGAUGGCUUGGCAUGGCGCCAUGGCAGAGGCGUUGUCCACCGACAACACUGAGCGUGCAUUCAAGUUGUUUGAGGCAGCUCUGAGUGUGCCAAUCAGGCUGCGUCUCAGCCCCGAUUCGGACGCUUGCCAGCUGGCCGCGCUGAUGUUCUCUGAGACCAUGUUCACCGCGUCCGCAGCCUCUGGCGCGGAUUCCUUUUGGAAGCUGGCGGAGAAAGUGGCUCGACUUACAAGGUGCCAGAAGGCUAUGGCCGACAACCUGUCCCUGCCGAAAUUGUUCGCGGCCCUCAAGAGCUACGGGCUCGCGUUCAAGGGCAAGCCGCUCGCCGAGUCACACGCGAAGUGCUUGAAAAACUUGACGCCUUUCGUCGGGGAUGAGGCGUGCGUCGUGGCAUACUCUUUGUCGGAGGCUUUCUGCCCUGAGCUCCGCGAACCCACGUUGUUGCUGCGGUUGGCUCAGUUAUGCAAUGGAAGGGCGGCGUCUUCCAAGGCAGACAAGGACGCGACCUCCCGCGAGUCGAUGGUGUUCAUCAUGGACUGCCUGCGCGUGGCCCGGCUGACCGGCGACGCCCCUAGGGGGGAGGGCCUGACCUUGAGCAAGGUCACGGGACAGGAGAAAAAGUCCCCAGCGAUGGCGCACGUGCUCUUCAAGAAACAAGAUCUCAUGGCGUACAUUCUUCACGAGGCGGCGAUGAUCGACAAGGCAAUUGCGGUUUCAGUCUCCAUUUUUCGCUCGCCGCUUGCCGUCUUGAAGCACUUCUCAGCCACUGGCGAGGAAGAUGGCUUAGCUGCUCAGUUUCGUCGAGACGAGACCCCGACACGUGACUCCGGAGGGGGGUUCGAAAACACAUUCGCUGUCCCAGUGGCCAACUACCGCGACCAGCAGGGCCAGGACGGGAAGACGCAGGCGGUCAUCGACUUCGCGCGGGGCGUCUGGGCUGGCCAUUUCGACGCGGAGCUCGAGGAGCUUUGCGCCCAGGACCUGCAGGGAGGUGCGCCCGGAUUCUUGUGGCACCGGUACUUCAACGAGAGCACCAAGGAGAUGGGCGUCAAGUACCGUGCGCUCGUCGCAGCUUGCUCGGCAGGCCCCAUUCCGGCGGACCCUGCCGCGAAGUCGGCCUCCGGCGUGGUCUUGGGGGCGUCGGAGCUCGAGGAUGGUGACCAGGAGGAGCUCCGCAAAACCCAGGAGUUGCUGAUCUCUCUGCGCAGGAAGACCGUUUCGUUCGUUGCGCUGCCGUCGGUCGGCGGGGUGUCUGGCGCGGAAUACAGCACUGCCCAGUUGCAGAAGGUUUGGGAAGAGAUGCGUCUCGGACACAGGUACGGCAGGAAAAAAACUGACGUCCGAGCAUUCGUUCUGGCGGCCGACCUGUUCCCCCCAAACGUGAGCAAGAGCGGGGUGGCGGCGAACUUGGGCGAAUCCGUCGGUUGCGAUGCGGACCGCUUCGGGCGCGUGCUGGAUUUCGUCUGCCAGAAGCGCUCGGUUCACGAUAUCGUGAUCUUCCUCGAUGGGCGGAGCCGCUCGUGCCGCAAGCUGAUCGAGGAGAAAGAGGACAGUCUCGCAGCCUCUGGCGCGCACGCCCUGACGGAGUGCUGGUGCGUGUACGUGCAGCCGACCAAGCAAGAGGAUCCCAGAGUUCCGGGACGAGUGACUUCUUUCGCGUGCAACAACAAGGAAGUGGCCAUCUGCUCGAUCCCGAAGAGAGGCGCCAUGAAGGUAGUGGACCGCGCGGAGUUCAACUCGUGCGGCGAGUCUUCGAGUGCGGCAACGACGUACACGGGCGUGCCUAUGCGGCAAUACUGCGAGCUUCCGCGCAUGACUUACGAGACGAAGGCUUCAAUCCUGGGAAACGCAGCCGCUGGCGCGGUCAAAGGGAAGCGCGCGCAGAAAGACAUCGAAUCGAAAGGGCACCCCUUCUCGCACCUCGAAGUGAAGCCAUUGCAUUUGUGGCAGCGUCUCUGCGAGCACCACCACAUCACCCACAUCGUUGACUUCUCGGCGGGGUCUGCCGCGUUGGCAAUCGCAGCCGCUGGCGCGAUGGAGUACGAGGGCGUGGCGGCGAACGAGGUGCACCGGGAGUGGCUCGAUUCGACCAUGGACCGAUGCGCGAUGUACUUGGCGGGGCGUGACAAGAACUUCGCGAAGAUGCUCGGCGGCGACGAGGCCUUCGUCGAGAAAGUGGAGAAGUACUUCGCGGGGGCGAUGAUGGAGGCGCGGCGCAUGCUCGAGCCAGUCCAGGACGCGGCGGAGGGCGAUGGGGGAAGCGAGGACUCGGCGGAGGAUUAG
Messenger RNA from Prorocentrum cordatum, 2943 nucleotides. The record is from the annotation of a GenBank genome assembly. Lineage: Eukaryota; Dinophyceae; Prorocentrales; Prorocentraceae.